This is a messenger RNA of Symbiodinium sp. CCMP2592, 342 nucleotides long. NCBI's taxonomy places the organism in Eukaryota, Dinophyceae, Suessiales, Symbiodiniaceae. The record is from the annotation of a GenBank genome assembly.
AUGGCGCUUUUCAGGAUGCUCCUGACUGCCUUGGCCUGGCAGCUGGCCAGCGCGGCCCUGCUGGCCCAGGAGCCGGUGAAGCCAACGGCCUUCGUGAACACGCCCGACUUUAAGGCUUCAGACACCCUGCGAGUACAGCUGUGGGUUCUCGGAAUUGUCUGCACGACGGGGCUAGACCCGGACUCAGAAGUUCGUUCAAGACCACCCCCGGUCAGGCAUCGUGAUCAGGCAAUGUUUGCGGUCAUCUUGAAUGAGAUCCGCCUGAGCUUGAACCUGGGGCUCGGAGCAACAAGUGCUCGGUCCAGCUUGGCAAAGAUGCUUGCGCGAAAGGAGUCCGAGUAG